This is a messenger RNA of Paramecium sonneborni, 456 nucleotides long. The record is from the annotation of a GenBank genome assembly. Lineage: Eukaryota; Ciliophora; Oligohymenophorea; Peniculida; Parameciidae.
AGAAUUUCUAUGGUUUAUUUAGGGAUGUUCAGAUGGAAUAAUAAUAAUGAAAAAUCAUUAUGACAUUUUAGGCUUAGAGAGGAAUGCUAAACCUAAUCAAAUUAAGAAAGCUUAUCAUAAAUUAGCCCUCCAGUGGCAUCCAGUAUUAAUUUCUUAAUGUUUAUUUAGGAUAAGAAUAGUGAGUUUGGAGCAACUGAUUAAUUUUACUAAAUAACAGAAGCCUAUACUACAUUAUCUAAAGAAGAAUCUAAAUCAAAAUAUGAUAAAAGACUUUAAACCAGAGAUAAUCUGAAUGAACUCUUAAACUAUUUUAAAUAGUAAUAAGAAGAACCACUCCAAUAAUAUGAUGUUAGAGACGAUUUUAUAUCAAAAGAGGAUCGAGAAUUCAUUAGAAACUUUUCAAAUAAACAAGAAAUAGAAACAAUUAAAAAAAAGAGAAUUAGAAAACAAAAAUGA